AUGGGCAACUGCUUUGGCAAGCCCAGCUCCAGCUCGGGCGACAACAACUCUGGUGGUGCGCGUCCCAUCAACAGCAACAACAACCAGACCACGUCGGCGUCCACCUCUGCUCCUCAGAAGAAGAAACCUCAGACGACCGGGAAGGGUCGGACGCUGGGCGACGCCGCCAGUGGUUCGUCUGCAGUCCCACCACCAGCAGCUGCGGAUGCAGCACGACAGGCCGCGCUGGACCGCCAUUCAGAAAACAACAAAAAGACGGGAGGGAAAAUAGGGUCCAGCCUGCAGGCGCAAAAGAAGAUGACGGACAGGCAGGUGCUGAGCCAGGCAGCAGAGGAAAGUCGGCGGCAGAGAGAACUCGACGACCAGGCACGGGCGUUGCGGAAUGAUUAG
Molecule: messenger RNA, 390 nt
Organism: Pyricularia pennisetigena
Lineage: Eukaryota; Fungi; Ascomycota; Sordariomycetes; Magnaporthales; Pyriculariaceae
Exons: 2
Coding region: 1-390 (129 amino acids)
Source: RefSeq, a predicted model, not a curated record